GAGAGAGAAGGGGAGGCAAAAGCCACAAGCAAGUAAGAGGAAGUCAGUCAUUGUUCACCGCCAGAGGACAUGCAAGAAGAUCCUUGCUUUGAAACGCAACAACUAAGGCCUCAUUUUGAUUUCCAGUGAAAUGCUGAGUCCAUCCAGGCCAGGACCAGGGAUGUGCAGUGAGGAGGACAGGCGUGGAUCUGAGCCGGGGUCAGAAGUCAGCUCCGGACUUGAGACGGAUCGUUUUGGCUUCAUCGUGUCCGACGGAUCUGAAGUUCGGACUGCGGGCCCGCGGCCUCAACUGGUCAGGCAGAGGGAAGCCAAGUGGAUCAACGUCAUGGACCAAUGGGAGAGCAUCUUGUUCAAGAAGAAUAACAUGGUCAAAGUUCAGUGCCAGAAAGGUAUCCCAUCCUCACUUAGAGCAAAGUGCUGGCCUCUGCUCUGUGGCGCCACCAACAGGAUGAACAACAACAAACACCUCUACCAGUGUCUGGACUCUAAGGCCGCGCUGCAGAAGUGGGUGGACGUCAUCGAGAGAGAUCUGGACCGACAGUUUCCUUUCCACGAGAUGUUCCUCUCCAAGGAGGGACACGGGCAGCAGGGAUUGUUCAGAGUGUUGAAAGCUUUCACUCAGUACAAGCCAGAGGAUGGCUAUUGUCAGGCUCAAGGACCCGUGGCUGCAGUCCUCUUGAUGAACAUGCCAGCUGAGGAGGCCUUCUGGUGUCUGGUGCAAAUUAGUGAGCGCUACCUCCCUGGAUACUACAGCCCUCUCCUGGAGGGAGUCCUGUUCGACGCCACUCUUCUGACCUGGCUUUUAAGAAGAACGUGUCCUCCCGCACACAAACACCUGCAGCAGCACGGCGUGGAGCCCCUCAUGUUCGCCACCGACUGGCUGAUGUGCUUGUUCACGCGCCACCUGCCCUUCAACGCCCUGCUGCGAGUGUGGGACCUGUUUUUCUGCAACGGGGCGGGGGUGCUGCUGCAGGUGGCGGUGGUGCUGGUGCGGAGGGUGCUGGGUCGGGCCGAGCAAAGGAGGGAGUGUCAGGGACAGAUGGAGACCCUGCAGAGGCUGAGGGACGUCCGAUGUGAGGUCCAAGAGGCGGAGGACGACUUCAUAGCAGAGGUGUGUGCUAUACCGCUAUCAGCCAGCGAUCUGGGGAGGCACACAGAAAAGGAGCUGGCAAAGUGGAGAAAAGACAGACCCUCGUCCACCUUGGACCCCAGAGGUCGCUGCCAGGGUUACCGAAUGGCCUGGGCUCAACUCAACAGAGAGAGAGAGCCGGAGAACUUGUUCGUGCCCCUCACUCGCUCGGCCUCCAGCCUGCUCCUGUCUACUUCGAGGUGGAAAAAAGGCGGGCACGCCGGGGGGAAGGUUGCCCGGCAUCUGUCGAUGCAAGCCAAGGAUUGGAGGAGCUGCAACGAGUUGAACUUUGAGGAGGAUACAGGUGGCAGUGACGCACAUAGACCAGGAUCUAUGGCAGGAAUUCAAGUCGUAAGAAGAGUGGAAAAGAUGCAAGCUGCCAAAAACUGCGAGUCCCCAACAGUCAGAGAGGACAGGAGCUCAUCAAAGGGAGGGGUGGAUGAGGAUCACAGAACUGAGUCAUCAGCAGGGCUCCAUAGAGAGACGUCAGGCCACGUACAGGCGCUGACCCAGACCCAGCAACAAAUAGCAACUGAUCAUCCACUUUGCACCGACCGAUGUGAGACCAACACCCUUGUUGAAUGCAUCCAUCAGCAAGGAGGCACCAAAAGUGAACAAAAAGAAGCACAUAAGGAAACAACGGCCAUUGAAGUCUGCAAGGAGACUGUGAGUCCUGCUCAGGAGAGGACAAGCUCCGGUGAGCUUGCGACAAGCUUUUCGGGCGACGCCUGCAUCCGCGAGUCGUCCAGCUUAACGCGCCGGCUCUCGAAAGAUCUCUUCAUCGACCCCGGUCACACCCUGACCGACUCCCCGACCCCGGCCGUUCCUCCCUCCGAAGCAGCUAAACGUAAGCAGCCCAAAAAGAGCAAGCAGAAGGUCGAGAGCGGACUACAAGUCCCAACUAUCUUGAUCCAGGACUUUAGUGACCAACUCGUGGAGGAAGGGAGGCGGCUGGAGAAGAAGAGGUGGUGGCGGCGGCAUCAGCAGGACAGGAAGGAUAAGGAGGAGCGGGAGAAGAAGAAGAAGGAGGGAGAGAGGAGGAAACCGCAAACCAGGGGGGAAAGUUUUCAGGUCCAAAGAGAAACAAUGACAAGUUAUUUAACCUCUGCUGAAUCUUACUUUUAACACUUCUUGUCACGUUCGUCAUUUCUUGACAUGCUUAGGAGGUUCUGUUGGCUUUCUUCAAAGCUCCUCAAACACAAACCAGGAGUGCUCUCAAAGAUCACACUGUAGACCAGACCUGGGCAAUUUAAGGCCCGGGG
Messenger RNA from Entelurus aequoreus (snake pipefish), 2391 nucleotides. RefSeq names its product TBC1 domain family, member 10C (gene tbc1d10c). The transcript has 10 exons. Lineage: Eukaryota; Metazoa; Chordata; Actinopteri; Syngnathiformes; Syngnathidae. The record is from RefSeq and is a predicted model, not a curated record. Bases 131 to 2254 code for a protein of 707 amino acids.